AUGUCUCGCCCAGAAUCUUCCACCACCGCUCAGAAUGGCACCACUACCGCUACCACUACUGCCCUUACCCAGAGCAAUGUCAGCCAGGUCCCACGCGCAAUUCACAGCAGCGUUGACCGAUUUGCCCGGGCUUCAGCUUCGGAGGGGCCAUACUACGCUGGUGCAGCUGCUGCGGAGCGAUCCACUCAUCUUGCUGGGCUAGCAAGCCAAGUCAACGCUUUGGAUGAGAUCAUGAAGAGCCGAAAGUAG
Penicillium longicatenatum is the source of this 249-nucleotide messenger RNA. RefSeq lists its product as uncharacterized. The coding region runs from base 1 to 249 and encodes 82 amino acids. The transcript has 2 exons. The record is from RefSeq and is a predicted model, not a curated record. NCBI's taxonomy places the organism in Eukaryota, Fungi, Ascomycota, Eurotiomycetes, Eurotiales, Aspergillaceae.